This is a messenger RNA of Oryza brachyantha (malo sina), 1355 nucleotides long. Its product is annotated as CRIB domain-containing protein RIC7-like. The transcript has 5 exons. Bases 306 to 863 code for a protein of 185 amino acids. The record is from RefSeq and is a predicted model, not a curated record. NCBI's taxonomy places the organism in Eukaryota, Viridiplantae, Streptophyta, Magnoliopsida, Poales, Poaceae.
UUAAGCAGAACCAGAGCCUCACAAACUGCUGUAUGUCGAAAUGAAAUUGAACCAAAGGGAGCCUGGGCCAAAAAUAGUUAACCAUAAAUAGAUCAAGAUCAAGGAGCAAUAGGAGGUCAAGACAAUUGCUGUUGACGCAACGAAGAUGUCAUAAAGAAGAUGAAAUUCAGCAGAUCGAGCUUCAUUCCUUCCUGAACUCUGCUUUGCAAGACUAGAGCAAGGGACAGAAGUGGUGGAGGACAAACACAUAAGUGGUGGAUUCCUCGCAGAGCACCGCGGGCGGGCAGCCGCCUGUGGAACCUAAGAUGAAGGGCCUUCUCAAGGGCCUCCGAUACAUCUCACAAAUUUUUGAUGCGAAGGAGCCGGAGAUGCAGAUCGGGAACCCGACGGACGUGAAGCACGUCGCGCACAUCGGCUGGGACAACGCCUCCGUCACCGCGCCGCCCAGCUGGAUGAACGAGUUCAAGGGAACGACAGGCGGCGAGCCGGAGCCGUCGCAGACCGGGGGAGCGGGAGGGGACAGCGCGGAGCAGCCAGGUGGUGGUAAAGCGGAGCAGGCGGAGCGACCGCGGCGAGGGGCGCGGGGUAAAGGAUCGGGGGCCAGCGACGCGAAGCGGCGCGACGAGGGGCCGCGGCGGCCGCCGAAGACGGAGGUGGCGGAGAGCUGCGAGGGAGAAGCCACGGCGGCGGACAAACCGAAGCAGAGGCGGAGGAAGGCGAGGGCGUCGGGAGGCACCUCGUCGGGUCGGUCCAAGUCGUCGUCGGGGGGCGGCGGUGGCGGCGGCGGAGACUGCGCCCCCGCAGCCGACCCACAGGAGGCGAGGCCGGCCGCGUCGGAGGACGACGGCGAAAAGUGCUUCUGAUGCCGGCGACGGCGAGAGGCGGAGGAAGUGGCCGACACCGCACUGCUCCGCUCGCUUCCCCCCUCCCUUGCUUGGCUUGGACGCGCGAUCGCUCGCUUGUUGAUGACUUUUUUCUUAUUUUUUUUUGGCGUGGCAAGCACGAUGCAUAUUUGGGAGGAUUUUGAAUUUGAACUUGUUUUGUUUGGAUUUGAAAUUUUUGCGCUGCUUGCAGAGAAGCCAUCGACUAGGAAAGAAUUUAUAUGGGCCUUUCGUCUUUUCUAUUCUGAUUUUCUAUCGCAUUUAUUUUGACUCAUUAGAGUUGUAUGUAAUGUAAUGUAGAGUUGGGCCGAUGAACAAGUGGCGGCCCGUCACGUUGUACUGUAUACUUUCGUAGCGUGUUUUAUGCAAGGCCCAAGUAGGCCCAAACAAAUAUAUUUGGCUUUCUUUGUAUUAACAGGCUGAACAAGCGGACCUACAUGGGCUUCUUUCUUCCAUUCAUGGUCUGUACUGGCU